CAUGUUUUAUUGACAGAUCCCAUACAUUUCAUACAUUUUACUUAAUUCUGUAAGAGCAUGGAAAAAAAGAAAGAUAUUAUUGUAUGUGUACCAGGACAGAGGUUAUGUGUCUCUGACAAAGUUAAUCUAGCUGGAUCUGGGACUUAUGAACAACACGGUUAUAUUUAUUCAAAAUUAGCAGGUGUAGUGAAACUAGUACAAGAGGAAAAUACUCGUACUGUAGAAGUUCAUGGAGUAACAGAACAAAGCAUUGUUCCUGCACCUGGUGACAUUGUGACUGCUAUGGUUACUGUUGUUAACCAAAGGUUUUGUAAAUGUAGCAUAAAAUGUGUAGGUGAUAUUGUAUUGACAAGACCUUACAGAGGGAUUUUAAGGAGAGAAGAUGUACGUGCAGUAGACAAAGAUAAUAUUCAAAUGUACAAGUGCUUCAGGCCUGGAGAUAUUAUUCUUGCUAGAGUUAUGCCAAUGACAGAGGCACAUACUUACCAACUAAGUACAGCAGAAAAUGAAUUAGGUGUAGUGAUAGCACACAGUGAGGAAGGUGUAUCUAUGAUACCCAUUAGUUGGACGCAAAUGCAAUGUCCUAAAACAUUGCGUAAGGAAUUUCGAAAAGUAGCAAAAGUUAUUCCAGAACAUAUUGUUGCAGAACAAUAA
Molecule: messenger RNA, 654 nt
Organism: Habropoda laboriosa
Lineage: Eukaryota; Metazoa; Arthropoda; Insecta; Hymenoptera; Apidae
Gene: Csl4
Product: exosome complex component CSL4
Exons: 5
Coding region: 58-654 (198 amino acids)
Biological process (GO): RNA processing
Cellular component (GO): nuclear exosome (RNase complex); cytoplasm
Molecular function (GO): RNA binding
Source: RefSeq, a predicted model, not a curated record